AUGCCAAAAAUAAUUAACAUAAACGAACUAGUAGCUUUAGCCAAAUCAUUAAAAUUCGGAGAUAAUGGAGAAAUAGAAGAAGAUACACAAUUAAAAAUGACUAUUAAGGAAGUAAAACUUAUCAUUCCUAAAUCUAAUGAAGAUGAAAGAGGGUUUAAACAUUUAGAGGUAAGAGGUAGUAGUGACAAUCACAAUGAUGCGUUUUAUUAUCUUAUCAGUAAACUUGGGGAAGAGACAGAGAUUCCACUUAAAACUAUAGUCAGCGAUAAAGGAGAGUUCUUUUUGGGGGUCAACAAUAGUGAUGAAGCAAUAGUUGAUGAAUUUUCUAAACAACGGUUAGACAAAUUGCCGAUUGACUUAUAUCCAGGUAAAGAAGGAAAAGGUGUAUUUGUGGGAACUACUACUUGGGAAACUUUUUUGGAUGAUAAGGGUUCAACCUUGGAAUUCAUGAAAAAAUGGCUACAAACAAAUAAUUCCAGUGAACUAGAAAAACUUAAUGACUUUUCUCAGAUAGAGCCUUCCUCAAAUGUAAAUAAUGAAAUAGCAAGGUAUAUUUACUUCGCUAAUGGAAUUGCUAAAGGAGAAAAAUUAGAGGAUAAAGUAAGAAGGAAAAAAAUGUUUCAAGCUAAUAAUCAAGAGGAAGCAAAACAAGAAUGGAACAAAGUUUGGCAAAAAGUAAUGCGGUGA
This is a messenger RNA of Ambispora gerdemannii, 687 nucleotides long. The record is from the annotation of a GenBank genome assembly. Lineage: Eukaryota; Fungi; Glomeromycota; Glomeromycetes; Archaeosporales; Ambisporaceae.